GUCUCUUCUGAUUGGCUGAUCGAGCCUAUAGCGGAUUGCACCUGCUUUAUUUUUCCAGGCGCUUCUAAGUAGAAACGCACGCGCGCCUGCACUUACAGUACAGCACGUAGACAAGUUCAUCCCAAAUAAAGUGACAACUUUAUGCUGACCAGCUGAUUGCCAUGGCCUUGAUGUGAUGUUCACUACACUACACUCAUUCACACACUCAACAGUCCCCCAUCAGACAUAUUUUUGGUGUGUUGGAGAAAAAUCGGAGAUCCCAGAUCCCAGAAACCCACAGAUGCUCUCCUCCCGUGUGCUGCUUCGUGGUUUGCGGGCUGAGACCGGGUUCUGGAGGAGCCUGUCCACUUCGACCAGAGCUCUGGCUUCACACGGCCACAGUGUGGAUGUGAUUGACUGCAGUGUUCCUCAGUACAAUAAUCGUCUGGAUACACCACUGCCUGAUAUUCCAUUUGUCAGAAAUCUCACUCCUGAGCAGAAGAAGCUGAAGGAGAAAGAAAAAGAGUCAUGGACGAAUCUCACCAAGGAGGAGAAACUAGCACUCUAUAGACUCACACAUGAGCUGAGCUUUGCAGAGAUGAGGCAGGGCUCUAGUGAGUGGAAGACAGUGCUGGGAGGGAUCUUCUUUUUCCUCGGCUUUACAGGCCUGGUGGUGUUGUGGCAGCGUAUGUAUGUGUAUGGUGAUGUGCCACACACUCUUUCUCCAGAAUGGGUGGAGAAACAAACCCAACGUAUGAUCGACAUGAGGGUUAACCCUGUACAUGGUUUCUCUGUCAACUGGGAUUAUGAGAAGAAACAGUGGAAGUAGAAUCCCACUCUCAUUAACCUGAGGUUGAAAUCUUAACAGCUUCAAUAUAUAGUCACACAAUAUAUAUCUAUAUGUCAAAAAUAAAAACUGAAUGGAA
This is a messenger RNA of Tachysurus fulvidraco (yellow catfish), 905 nucleotides long. Its product is annotated as cytochrome c oxidase subunit 4 isoform 1, mitochondrial. NCBI's taxonomy places the organism in Eukaryota, Metazoa, Chordata, Actinopteri, Siluriformes, Bagridae. The record is from RefSeq and is a predicted model, not a curated record. Bases 176 to 808 code for a protein of 210 amino acids. The transcript is spliced from 6 exons. Gene Ontology annotation, biological process: mitochondrial electron transport, cytochrome c to oxygen.